This is a messenger RNA of Bradysia coprophila, 6165 nucleotides long. RefSeq lists its product as uncharacterized. The record is from RefSeq and is a predicted model, not a curated record. Gene Ontology annotation, molecular function: structural constituent of cytoskeleton. Gene Ontology annotation, cellular component: cytoskeleton. Lineage: Eukaryota; Metazoa; Arthropoda; Insecta; Diptera; Sciaridae.
GAAUUUGACUUAUAAACCGCCAUUACGAUCAAACAGCCGAAAAAAUCUUUUAUAUUUUGUUGUUAAUGGGCGUACCAGCCAAUUGUGUAACAGUUUUUUUUCUGAUUUUUUUUUAAAUUUGUAAAUCCGUCGAGGUUUUAGUUUUUAAGUCAAUGUAAAAUAUGGAGUUUUUGAAUUGGAAAAACAUUCUGCUCGAAUGGGCAAAUCGUCUGAACUAUCUUGGACGGGCGCACUACAGUCUGAAUAUGGUGGAAAUUGAAGCGUUCUACGGUGAAUUCCGAACGAAUGUAACAUCGAAAGAUAUUGCGUCAAAGAAAUUGGAUUCCUUUAUGACAAGUUACUUUCCCGAAUUUCAUCCGAGUUGGACCAACGAGGGCAAAAUGUCUCCCGACGACUAUGUGUUCGGCUUCUCGCUGCUGAUGUACUUCGCUUGCGUAAAGCACCCGGACGUAAACAUUCAAAGAAUAUGUAAGGAAAUGCAAGAGGAGUCACAGUUGGUCGUGGGGGCAUUUUUGAAAAAUCUAUUAGACAGCAAUUCGUUCAGCCGGGAAACCAUCAAAUGUGUCAUUGAAUCCUCAGCUCCGGCCAAACUGUCCGACUAUGUGUUGGCAUUGAGUCCGACCAAAAUCAGCGAAACGAACAUGUGUCUGGCGACACCGAAAUCGAAAAUUCUGAACGAGUGGAAUGCCGAAAAUCGGCAAUUGAAGGCACAGGUGGAAACCGAGCGUUUCGAGAGAGGAUUUUUGGAAUCGCUGCUGAAGAAGAAGGAAGAGGAAAUAAGUGAUCUGCAUCAGGAACGCAGGAAGUUCCAGUCAGACAUUCAACAGCUCAAAUCGAAAUUGACCGAUAAAGAUACCGAAAACAUCCCGGUCAAUUACAACGAUUCACAGAUGGAAAUGCUUAAACGUCGCCUGCGCAAAGACAUUGCCGACAAAGAUGCCGAAAUCAGUAAGCUACAGACCAAGGUGGACGACCUUAUCACCGCCAAACAGCAUUACGCCGAAAAACUAUCGCUCGUCGAAUCGCAGUACAAUAACUCGAUUGAAUGUUCAGCCGAAACUGGCCGAUAAGUUGGAGCAACUAACCGAAACUUGUGACAAACAGCAGGAACAUAUCAAAGGGCUGGAGAUCAACAUCAAGGAAUACCAGAAAUACUUCAACGAGUCCAGCUCCAAGGGUAAUUCGCUUGAAACGUCGUCGGACAAUCUCGAAGAUUCGUUUGCAUUAGCCAUGGCUAGUUUGGCAGAUCGCAGUACGUCCAGUCCGGAGAACAUGGGUCAGGUGGUGGAUAUGCAGCUGCGCGAACAGAUAGCGCUGUAUGAGAGUCUUCAGGAGAAAUGCAUUAGAAUCGAGGAGGAGAACAGCCGACUGAGAGAGCAGAUAGAGGAACACAUUCAGCGAACGUCUGUGUUGGAGUUACAGUGUCGUGACGCUGUGGAGGAGAAAAAGAUUAUUGCUCAACGUGCCGAAAAGGAAAGUGCAGAACUCACUGCCGUAUCGGAAGAAUUGAAUUUGAACGCAACGAAACUACAGGCACUUCGAUCGGAAUUGGAUUCGUUGACUUCAACGGUGAACGAGAACCAUCAAACAAUUGAAAUCUUGAACGAUGCAAAGUCAUCGUUGGAACAGCAGUUGAUUGUCCGAGAAAAUGAAGUUCUUGAGGUUCGAGUUCAGUUGGAAGCUGCAAAUGUCAAAUUGGAGGCGGCCGAAUCGAUACGUUCGGAUCUUGUUUCGCAGCAUGAGGAAGUUCUUCGGCAGAAGGAUGUGACAUUGGCGGAAGUAGAAACUGAAAAGCACAGUCUGACCGAUCAACUCAAUGCUCUUACGUCUCGUCUGGCCAACGUCGAAGAAAUCCACGAGAAACGGCAAACGCAGAUGGAAAAGGAAACAGAGGAACUUGACGCUGAACUACGUAAAACGAUCGGCGAACUGACCAACUGCCAAACGGAUCGCGAUUCACUUCAACAAACUGUUACCGAUUUAACGGAUCAGAUUGCAAUUCUCAGCGCGGAACGCCAAACCAUUGAUUCACAGCUGGCAGAUCUGACUGCAACCAACGAACAAGUGGUAUCAUCGUUGGCACAGCAGUUGAAUGUUUGCGAAAAUGAAGUUGCCGUGGUUCGAAUUCAGCUUGAGGCUGCAAAAGCCAAAUUGGAAGCGGCCGAAUCGAUGCGUUCGGAUCUUGUUUCGCAGCAUGGGGAACUUCUUCACCAGAAGAAUGAGACGUUGGCGGAAUUAGAAACUGAAAAGCACAAUCUGACCGAUCAACUCAAUGCACUUACGUCCAGUCUGUCCAACGCCGAAGAAAUCCUCGAGAAACGGCAAACGCAGAACGCAGAGCUUGUCCAGACGAUGGAUAGGGAAGUGGAGAAACUUGGCGCUGAGCUUCGUAAAACGAUCAGCGAACUGACCGACUGUCAAACGGAUCGCGACUCACUUCAACAAACUGUUGCCGAUUUAACGGAUCAGAUUGCAAUUCUCAGCGCGGAACGCCAAACCAUUGAUUCACAGCUGGCAGAUCUGACUGCAACCAACGAACAAGUGAUAUCUGACAGAGACCAAUUACGCGAUGAAUUAACCGCACUCGAAACGGAACGCAUUGAACUUGAAAGCUCGGCUAAACACAAUUGAAGCAGCCGUGCCGAUUUGGAAGCGCAGCUGCUUCAAUCUGAAGAUGAGAAGGAGAAAUUGUUCCUCAAUCUGCAGGAGAAAAUCGACGAGGCCGAAGCCACCGAAUUAACAGUGAAAGAAUGGUCACGGCGAUGCGAAAGCGAAGCAGCUAAAUACCAAACUGCAGUGAAGACAAAUGAAUUGGCUUGCGAAGCAUACGAGAAACAGAUCAGCGAUCUAACGAAUGCAGUCUCCGAACUUACCGCCGGCAAAGAAAAUUUGACUGAAGGCCAGAGUGAUCUGCGCAAAGAGGCGUCCCACAUGAGAAUGGAGCUGGAAACUAUGCGCAUCGUAGGCGAACAACACACCAACGAGAAAAAACAGUUUUUGGCGACGAUCGAAGAGCUGACGGUCUCUAAAAACUCCAACGAAGCGGAGGUGCGUCAACUCCAACAAAAAUUAAACGAAUCGAACGAUGAGUACGUUAAGCUGGUUGGACAGUGCAAUGCCUUAGAAACUGAAAAUCGAAGGCUGCAGAAGUCUGUGGAAGACCUUGAGAGCAAACGGGAUGCACUCAUAAGUGAACUCGAUGUUGCCGAACGCGAAGUGGCUGACACUCACAAGCAUUUACAUCAGAAAGGUCAGGAAGUCAACGAACUGUCGACGGCGAUUGAUCAAUUGAAGUCCGAAUCGGCGACAAGUCUUGCAGAUAAAGCAAAUGUUGAAGCUGAGUUGCAGCACAAUGUGGAUCUCGUGAAGCAGUUGAGCAAAGAGCUUGAAGACAACAAAAAGGAUCUGGUCGAAAAAACACAAUUGGUGGACUUACUACGGGACCAAGUGGAGACAUUGAAAGUUUCGGAAGGCUCGAUGAUAACCAAGAGUACCGAAUUGUCGGAGAACUAUGAGGCGCUGGUCACAAAAUUGGAAUUGGCUGAAAGUUCUAAAGAUUCUCUAAGUCUCCAAUGCACUUCACUGAACGAGGAACUGAAGGCAGUCCAGGACAAGUGCAAUGAAAUGGAAAAUAAAUUCGCUGAACGGAACUUACAUGCAAGUGCACAAGCUGAUCAAGUCAAAUCAUUGGAGAUGCAAGUGGAUUCGUUGAAGAAUGAAAUGUCGUCGAUGUCUGAGGUCGCUGCUCGUAAGCAGUCCGAACUGAAUGCAAUGUUGCGAACGAGCCAGGAAGAGAUGGCUGCAAAUUCGUCGAAAGCCGAUGCUAAGAUCGAGGAAUUGAAGCUGUCCAUAACCGAAUUGACCGUUCAGAACGAGAGUCUGUCGGUUGCCAAUGCCGAACUCAGCCGUCAACUGUCGCACAGCAAAAUCGAGUUCGAAUCGUACCAACGGAGCACCGAUUAUAAAGCGGAAAUCGAAGCGCUGGCUCACAGCAAGGAGACUUUAAGUGCGCAAGUCAACGAUCUGACCAGUGAAACGAAAAAAUUGGCGGAAGACCUUGCACAGGCCAGACGUGAAAAUGUUUCGUUGACCGACGAGAAUAUUGACUUGGCCACGGAAAUCGAAAAGGUUCGCACAGAAUAUGCGGAUAGCGAGUCAUCGAACCGAGACAAGAUCAAUUCGCUGAAAUCGGAGCUGAAUCGGUUGGAAACGGCCAAUUCGUCAAAUCAUCGCCGAAUCGAUGAUCUGCAGAAAUCCGUCGAGGCGAGGUCGAACGACAGUGGCGCCAAGGAUAAGUGUGCCAAAUUGGAGGCGGAUUUACAAGUGGCUCUGGCCGACCUCGAGACAAAGAUCCAGGAGUGUCGUGAGGGUCAAGAAAUUCACGCACAGCUGGUCCACGACAAUAAAAUUCUGUCGGCAAAAUUGACCCAACAUCGGAAAGUGACUGCGGAGCAAGAAGAGGCCUGGCUGAAGGAACGAACGGAAUUGAUGGAACAGAGGGAGAAAUCGUGUACGGAAAUCCGUUUCGAGUUGGAAGGCAAGCUGAGCAAAAUGAAGGAGAGAAUGAAACAUAUCUACAACGAAGAAACCAGCAGAUCGAAGGAGAAGCAAGAAAAGCAAGAACGAGAGCUGACAAACUACAAGCAGCAAUGUCAACUGCUCAACGAAAAGAUUGAAAAAUACGUUGCCCAUGUGCAAUCCAUUUCGACACAGGUGUACAAACUGAACGAGCAAAUAUUGGAGCUCAAGAAGGAGAAUGAAUUUCUGAAAAGUAAAUUGCGGCUCGCUGAAUCUAAUCCACGCGAAUCGAGACUAUUUCCACCACCAAAUUUCGGUUCGAAUUUGAAAAUCGAAAUGGAGGAUGAACUGGGUGAGGUCUUUAACAACACAUACCUGGCUGAUUUAAAGUCCGGAGGAGGGAGAACGUCACCAGUUGGCAGAGAAUCUAUCAGACAAUCCGAACUGCGUCAGCGAAAUUCCAUAGCAGCCAGACAUCUGCGAAGUACAUAUGCGGCCCAGUAUGGCGAUCAGAAUUUGAAGGAGGAGGACAUUUCAAUGCCGUAUUUCAACGACAGCAUGUUCAGCAAUCAGCUGGACGUCCGUCGCGGAACACUCUAUCAACGACCGGGACCACCGACGCCCAGUAAAAAUGGUGGCCGAUUAUCGUUCGGUGGCAGUACAAUCAAUGCCAGUGAUCUCUUUCCAAAGGACAUAUUGCGAGAACAGAACACCACCGCCAAAACCAAAACAACGCCCGGCAAAUUGAUGUCAAUGUUCUCAUCAUCAAAACAUAAGGAGACCGACGUACGCAAAGCGAUAACUAGACCGAUCUAUGCAGCAUUCACGUCGUCAACACCACGGCAAAAGUCCAAUUGGGCCAGAGAACGUAAAUCCAUUCUAGCAAUCAAAUUGAAUUCGACCGACAGUGAUGACAAUGAUGUCGCUUCAAUUGUAUCCAAUGAUUCGUUAUUGUCAAAGACUGGCGACCGACGACGAUCAAUUACACACCGAUUUUCCAUCAUAUCAAAAUCGAAGCGUGUCUCCGCUGUGUCGAACUUGAUCCAAAAAAAUCGGCUUGAAUAUCGCAAGAAAAACCAUUCCAAGCGUCAGAAAGGAUUCGAACAAAGUCGGGAAAUAUUUUUGAAAAUGGAUGACGAUGACGACAACAAUUUUCAGAUGGUUUUACGCGAAGACAUUAGCUACGCACAGCCAGACAAAUUGUUCACAUCGGAUCUAAGGCCGUCGGAGAAAUUCGAAGUUCUAACUAAGUGUACGAUAUCCGAGCAUCCGUAUUCAAAUGAACCAACGGCAAUCGAAGCAAUUGAAGUCACCGAAAGUUCAUUGACAUCGUCAGCAGCGUGUCAUUCGAAGACAAUGGGUAAUAUCAUUAUACAUGGGAAGAUACCAAGAAUUACGGUGAACGAAAUACCGCAACGGGAACUGAUCCAUUACAAUCAGCGAUCCGGUUCAAUAUGGUUGAGGCUAAUGGAUUUGACGAAGAAAUGUUUCUUUGGUUUAGUCUUGGUAGUGGUAUAUGCCAGCUACGUCAUGUGGAAUUUGUUGAGUCGACGAAAUGAGUAAAGAUUUUCAGACUUCUAUGUGACAGAAAGAAUCAUGUUUGCUUUUGCAGUUCAAUAAAAACAAAAAAAAAGUUUUCAAAUUUGA